AAUCACAUAAAAUAUGUAAAAUGCUUUGCAAAGUUCCCAGUACUGUGUUGACUGUGAUCACACCGUCACCAAAUGGCAGCUAUUAUUAUACCUUAUAUUGUUUAUGCUCAUCUCAUUUCCCCCUCUGAUUUACACAGUCUAUGGCAAAGCAAUGGCACAUAGCACACAUUUGCUGUCUCACAUAUAAGAGUUCUUGAUAAAGACUGGUUGAAAGAAUGAUUUUAAAUAUAAACGGAAGGUACUGUGGUUAUUGUUAUAAAAGAUGGCAAAUUAUUAUAACGGCUAUAGUAUAAAAUGCACUGCUAAUGAGUAAUACAUUAUUUCAACAAGUCUCUCUCCUAUUUACCUUUAUCAUUUAGCAGUUAAGAAAAUUAAUGCAAUAUUUUAACACUACUGGAUCUAAUUAGUAAUGACAAUUAGAUGUCCCAUAUUGCAUUUGUGAGGGUUCCAGAGGUUUCUCCCUUUAAAUCCAAAUCCAAAACAAACAAAAACACCACCCCAGAAACAAACAUAAAAACAAAAACACCACUUUUCUGAAGAGACGUUAAGCCUUUCAAAUUUCAACAAACCCUUUGUUCAUCAGUGGAGAAACUGGGGAGGCAACAUCUUCCGUACAAGAUGGCGCCACCCAUUUGUACACCCCAGCUAGGAUUACGUCCUCUUAGCCCGUCGCAGGACCGGAAGUUGUAUCGGCCCUAGUGGAUCCGGGUGGAUGCGAGCAGGUGGCCGCAGAGGUUCCAGUUCUUCUGUGUGAAGUGCUGCAGGUGUUCGGGUGGGAACGGGGCCGCAGAUUGUGGGAUUAGUGAUAUGCGUUCCUAAACAGCAGCAGAGUUGAAGAUGUCCAGACACUUAGUGGCUUUGACAGUGACCACCCUUCUUGGUGUGGCUGUGGGGGGGUUUGUCCUAUGGAAAGGCAUCCAGCGCCGGAGGAGUAAAACGAGCCACAGGACCCAGCAGCAGCAGGGGCAGCAGCAGCAACAGCAGCAGCGGCAGCAGCAGCAGCAAGCUCCAGGCAGGAGAGAGCUGCCCCUUCCAGAAGAGGACCAGCUACACUCCAUUGUUUCCAGAGCCUCAUGGCAGGAGAGGAUCCGUGAAGCAAAGGUGGUGAUUGUGUCUCAGGAGGCAGAGUGGGAUCAAAUCGAGCCUUUACUUAGGAGUCAGUUAGAAGAUUUUCCAGUACUUGGAAUUGACUGUGAGUGGGUGAAUUUGGAAGGCAAAGCCAGUCCUUUGUCACUCCUUCAAAUGGCCUCCCCAAGUGGCUUCUGUGUCUUGGUUCGCUUGCCCAAGCUGAUCUGUGGAGGAAAAACACUACCAAAAACGUUAUUGAACAUAUUGGCAGAUGGCACUAUUUUAAAAGUUGGAGUAGGAUGUUCAGAAGAUGCCAGCAAGCUUCUGCAGGAUUAUGGGCUUGUAGUUAAGGGCUGCCUGGACCUCCGCUACCUAGCCAUGAGGCAGAGAAACAAUUUGCUCUGUAAUGGGCUUAGCCUGAAAUCACUCGCGGAGACUAUUUUGAACUUUCCCCUUGACAAGUCCCUUGUACUUCGUUGCAGCAACUGGGAUGCUGAGAAUCUUACUGAGGACCAGGUAAUUUAUGCUGCCAGGGAUGCCCAGAUUUCAGUGGCUCUCUUUCUCCAUCUGCUUGGAUACCCUUUCUCUAGGAAUUCAACUUUAGAAGAAAACGAUGACCUCAUCGGCUGGAGAAGAGUCUUGGAGAAAUGCCAGGAUGUGGUAGACAUCCCGUUCCGAAGCAAAGACAUUAGCAGAUUGGGAGAAGAGGUUAAUGGGGAAGCAACAGAAUCUUUGCAGAAGCCAAGAAAUAAGAAGUCUAAGAUUGAUGUAACGGUGCCAGGCAACCACCAAGGGAGAGACCCCAGAAAACAUAAAAGAAAGCCCCUGGGGGUGGGCUAUUCUGCCAGAAAAUCACCCCUCUAUGAUAACUGCUUUCUCCAUGCUCCUGAUGGACAGCCCCUAUGCACUUGUGAUCGAAGAAAAGCUCAGUGGUACCUGGACAAAGGCAUUGGAGAGCUGGUGAGUGAAGAGCCUUUUGUGGUGAAGCUACAGUUUGAACCUGCGGGAAGACCUGAAUCCCCAGGAGACUACUACUUGAUGGUUAAAGAGAACCUGUGUGUAGUGUGCGGCAAGAAAGACUCGUACAUUCGGAAGAACGUGGUUCCACAUGAGUACCGAAAGCACUUUCCCAUUGAGAUGAAGGACCACAACUCCCACGAUGUGCUGCUGCUCUGCACCUCCUGCCAUGCCAUCUCCAACCACCACGACAACCAUUUGAAGCAGCAGCUAGCCAAGGAGUUCCAGGCCCCCAUCGGCUCUGAGGAGGUCUUGCGCCUCCUGGAAGACCCUGAGCGCCGGCAGGUGCGUUCUGGGGCCAGGGCCCUGCUCAACGCGGACAGCCUGCCUGCUCAUCGGGAGGAGGAGCUGCUGCAAGGACUCAGAGAGUUUUAUAACACAGACAUGGUCACGGAUGAGAUGCUUCAAGAGGCUGCCAGCCUGGAGACCAGGAUUUCCAAUGACAACUAUGUUCCUCACGGGCUGAAGGUGGUGCAGUGCCAUAGCCAGGGCGGGCUGCGCUCCCUCAUGCAGCUGGAGAGCCGCUGGCGUCAGCACUUCCUGGACUCCAUGCAGCCCAAGCACUUGCCGCAGCAGUGGUCAGUGGACCACAACCAUCAGAAGCUGCUCCGGAAAUACGGGGAAGACCUUCCUGUCAAGCUGUGGUGAUAGCUGCUCCCCUCCCAGGUUCGGACAGCUGGGAAGCUGAAAUCAAGGUUGAAAAGUCACCUCUUCCUGUUUUAAUACAUCGAUAAUUGUCAAAGCCUGGUGACACAUCUCAGAAUACUAACCCAUACUGAUCCCAGGAUGCUUCUCGUGGAGCAAGGCUAUUGUUUUAAGGAGAGCUUAUAGUUUUGAAUUUGGGUUGGGCAGGGUGAAAUUUCUUUUUUCCUCCCUUUUAUUUUUAUUUCUGUGGACGGGGGGGCCAUGGCCUUUAUUUAACUCUUUCUCUUUCGCUUUCCCUGUGCAGAUGGUAAAUGAAGGAUUCUCCCUGAAGUGAUUUGUCAAGACUGUCAGGUUUUUAAU
This is a messenger RNA of Rhinolophus ferrumequinum (greater horseshoe bat), 3090 nucleotides long. RefSeq names its product exonuclease 3'-5' domain containing 2 (gene EXD2). The coding region runs from base 838 to 2733 and encodes 631 amino acids. Gene Ontology annotation, molecular function: 3'-5' exonuclease activity; nucleic acid binding. Lineage: Eukaryota; Metazoa; Chordata; Mammalia; Chiroptera; Rhinolophidae. Gene Ontology annotation, biological process: nucleobase-containing compound metabolic process. The transcript is spliced from 9 exons. Gene Ontology annotation, cellular component: cytoplasm; nucleus. The record is from RefSeq and is a predicted model, not a curated record.